This is a messenger RNA of Lethenteron reissneri (Far Eastern brook lamprey), 5984 nucleotides long. RefSeq names its product RNA binding motif protein 39 (gene RBM39). Gene Ontology annotation, cellular component: nucleus. Lineage: Eukaryota; Metazoa; Chordata; Hyperoartia; Petromyzontiformes; Petromyzontidae. Gene Ontology annotation, biological process: mRNA processing. Gene Ontology annotation, molecular function: RNA binding. The record is from RefSeq and is a predicted model, not a curated record.
CACCACAAGGGUCACGGCGCCAUUUUGAGGCCGAACAGCGCAGCGAGAGACGGCGACUGCGACGCGGCACGGAAUUUCAUCGCUCGUACGGAGUGGGGGGGCAACUCAGGGGCAAGGCCUCGCGCAAACAAACCAACACCCCCAACCGAGCAAGCACGCCGCAUCGUUACGGAUUCCCCUUCACGUAUUGUUGCCUCGCAAGAGAGAGAGAAAAAUCGUCUUUUCCCGCCAAAUUAAGAGCGAGAGGGGCGAGCGACGAAGCGGUGCCCCCCGCGAGAGGCGCUUCCAGAAGGUCCCGGGUGGCCGAGAAGCCGCGGAGACUUCCACCACCAUCAUCACCACCAGCAGCAGCAGCACCACCCACCCUCAACUAACAAUAAACCUCCUCCUCCCCACCCCCACACAUCCACACGCAACUGCCGCCAGAGCGACGAGUUUAGCCUAAGGCCAGUGCACACCAAUAAACAUGGCUGAAGACUUUGACAUUGAAGCCAUGCUGGAGGCACCUUUCCAAAAGACGACCCUUCCAAAUGAUAUGUCGCGUUCUGGCGUGAGUGCAGCUAUGAUCCCAGUCUGAAACCCUCAGACUCGUGUGGUAACGGGGUUCCUUAAUAUUUUUUGUUGACUUUCAUGGACUGAGCUGUCUCAUCACACCACAAGCUAGCGACAGCAGACGAGGCUGAUUUGUAAAGUCGUGGAAAAUUGUAGCGCCACUGGUAAGAGUGACUGUCACUGGUCACAUCUGCACUUGGGUAUUCAUUCAAAAUUGAAAUGAACAAAAAUAUACAUUGCUCUGCAGUUGAUUAUUCUCAAAUGCUUUUGACAGUUGGCUUUCAUCUACUGUGCAUCACCAGCAAAUGACUGCUGCCUGUUUGUGUGUCCCAAUUUACGGAACACUGAAAAUGUGAUAACUGCAUGUUAUUUAAAGAGGCCAACUGGCAUUCAGCCCAGUGGUUAAUGGUGGAAAAAAGCCACACGACGACACAUGCCUAGUCAUUCUCUAGUAAUGAUGAUGAUGAUGAUAAAGUUAAUGACACAAGCAAAGCAGAGAACGUGUUUGCCUGGUUUGACGAUACUAAGAAAUAUAAAUGCCCCUUUGCUUCAGGACAAGAUGGGAGUGCAAAGGCUCCCCGCGAGCGGUCGUUCUGCUCAAGAUGGAAACUGGCAGCAUUGGAAGAUCAGAGGGCCCUUCUUUGAGGGUUUACUAACCGAUCCUGGGCACCCUGACUUAGUCCUUGGUACUUGAAAAUGGAAGGGCGGCUUUUGUUCUCUAGCUUGGAUUCCUACCUCUCCCACUCCCUGGUUUUUGAGCCAAGACCCCACCUGACAUACUGUGGUCCAGUCCAGGUUGCUGGUGUUGGAGGGUAAUAAAAAAAAUUGAAUUAAAAAAGUAUUUGUUUGCAACUUUGCUAAUAUGCUAUUUGCAUUAUAUGUUUUUGUUUCUCCUUUCCUCCCCACCUCCCUCCCUGCGUAUCCUGUAAUCUGUUGACUGCUUCAUUAUGAUGUUAUUCUAUCAACCUGCUUAGGAGGCCACCAAAGUGGGUGAAGCGAAUGGACACCCGCUAACCGACACAAAGAAAAAGAAGAGUAAGAGUCGCAGCAGAAGCAGAGACAAGAAGAGGAGCCGCAGCCGAGAUCGGCGGCGCAGGAAAAGCCGCGAGCGCCGCCGCCGCAGCCGUAGUCGCAGCCGGGACCGAACCCGGCACCGCGAGGAGCGUGGACGCUUCCGCAGCCCAAUCCACAAACGCUCCCGUAGCAAGAGCAGAAGCCCGAGAGGAAAAUUUGGAAAUGCCCCAAGGCCAUCCACCAGCACGCUCACCCCGGAGGAGAGAGACAGCCGCACCGUGUUCUGCAUGCAGCUUGCAGCGCGCAUCCGUGCCAAGGACCUAGAGGAGUUCUUCUCCGCUGUGGGCAAGGUGCGUGACGUGCGCCUCAUCUCGGACCGCAACUCGCGCCGCUCCAAGGGCAUCGCGUACAUCGAAUUUGUGGAUCUUGACUCGGUGCCACUGGCCAUCGGGCUCACGGGACAGAGGCUGCUGGGUGUGCCCAUCAUCGUGCAGGCAUCGCAGGCUGAAAAGAAUCGUGCCGCAGCUGCUGCUGCUGCCAACCUUCAGAAACUGGCAUCGGGGCCCAUGCGCCUGUACGUGGGCUCCCUUCACUUCAAUAUCACCGAGGCCAUGCUCAUGGGCAUCUUCGAGCCAUUCGGGAAGAUUGAUAACAUCCAACUGAUGAUGGACCCCGAGACUGGCAGGUCCAAGGGCUUUGGAUUCAUAACGUUUGCAAGCGCCGACUGCGCCAAGAAGGCGCUGGAGCAGCUGAAUGGCUUUGAGCUAGCCGGGCGACCCAUGAAGGUGAACUACGUGUCGGACCACUCGGAUGUCAUCAUCAGCGUUGGCAGCGGCGGAGGUGGUUCGUCCUUCCUGGACAACGACGAGCUCGAGAGGACGGGCAUCGAUCUCACCAACACGGGCCGCCUGCAGCUCAUGGCCAAGCUGGCUGAGGGUUCUGGGCUCACUAUACCACCCGUAGCGCAGCAGGCUCUGCAGAUGAAUGGAGCCAUUCCCCUGGAGGCAUUAAUGCCCUCCCUAGCUGCAUCCAUGAACCCAACCUUCACCAUGUCUCCAACCAUCGCCACUCAGUGCUUCCAACUCUCCAACAUGUUCAAUCCACAGUCGGAGGUGAAUUCCAGCUGGGUGCAAGAGAUCCGGGACGACGUUGUGGAGGAGUGCAACAAGCACGGGGGCGUGGUGCACAUCUACGUCGACCAGAAUUCAGCCGAGGGCCAUGUGUAUGUGAAAUGUCCCAACAUACCCGUCGCACUUGCUGCUGUCAACUCUCUUCACGGUCGCUGGUUUGCAGGUAAGAUGAUCACGGCAGCAUACGUCCCUGUGCCCACCUAUCACAACCUCUUCCCAGACUCCAUGAACGCAUUGCAGCUACUCACGCCCAUGAGGAGAUGAGGGCUCCCACCCCAGCUGCGUGCGGCCGUUGUGCCAUCACUCCGGCUUGAUCCUUGUUGAACGUCGGUCCAGCACACAUGCCCUGUGCUGAUUGCAAACACGAUGAUAAUUUUUGCAUCUCCUACAGCAGACCAGAAGGGGCUUUCCUGACCCUUCUGCGAUUGCACCCUGAAUAAUUUUUUGAACGCCUCCUGAGGUUUGACAUUUAGAAUUCUUAAAUAUCGCCUUUUUUUUUCAUUUUCAAACCAGUUUUUAAAUCGAUUGAUUUACAAUGCUAGGAUAAACGUAAAUUUUUUUUAUAAAAAAAACUUUGUUUCCUUUUAUAUCUGCAUAUGUUUGUACGAUGUUUGAGUUUUGUUCUCGGUUCAGCUUGGCUUUAUCUGUUAUGGGAAGUAAAAAAAAGCAUAAAUGUUAGGGCACAAGAAAAUUACUGUAAGUCAAUCAGGGACUAAAAAUAGACAAAACAUUUUGUGUCGGUGUCAUCUAUACUUACACACCACUGUUUUAUACUCCGGCAAUAUCAGUGUCAUUUUGGUCAAAUGUUUUGAAAAAGCUAAGUGAACUGUGAAUAUAGCCAAGGAAAUAUAUAUUUACCUCGGAGCCUCCAUCACUGGAUGACCACCGGCUCCCUCAGCGGAAGUGGCCAUGCAUUGCAAGCGACUUAGGUAAAUUAGCGAGUUCAUGUUACUCAGUCUCAAAGCACGAUCGAUAUUCAAACUGGCCAACCAUAUUUUUGAAUUCAUAAAUCUGAGCAUGACUAUAUGUAUACGAACCCCAAGCUCAAACGAUUUAACAAUAUAAGUUCAGCCAAAGAAGUCAACUUAAAUUGAAUAGUUUGUUCAUUUGCUGCCUUCACCCAAUUGUGAGCAACUGACAUUCAAACAUUUUGUGGUGAGGUUCAAAUGGAUUGGCAUAUAUAAAAUAACUAAAAUAUUUUAACUUGCGCACAAUGACAGGAAAUUCAGAAUGUAAAGUUUCCGAUGAGAAGGGGAGUAUCUUUAUUAAAACAAUGGUGUGGUCACCACGCGUCGGAGGGCACAACUCCCAUAAUGCCUUGCAUGCAUGCUUUUCAUGUGACCACCGCAGUUGCAUGUACAAAGCUCAACCUUAUCCAGACUACCAGCUCAAGAGCUGAUUGUGUGGCCGUAUUGUUGCAAUGUGGUGGUCACAUGACAUGCAUUCCAGGCAAUUAGUUUUGAGCCUUGAUGCUGUUUGAGCAUACUUUUGCAUGUUAUUUCCAGCAUGCAUGCUUAUUCAUGUUUUGGGUUUUUUCACGUACAGAACUUGUUGGAUUUUAAUAAGGGCAUCAUCUUGUGCAUAAUUUCAUGGUAGGCAAGAAUGAUUAAUUUAGUAAUUUUAUUUGCUUUACAUUAAAAUGUUUGAUGGCUUCAUGUCUCUUUCCCAAAAUCUCCAAAGAAAUACUAAUUUUGUUGACAACGGCUAGGGGUCUUUGUGUUCAAUUUAGUUUGUCCAUGGUUAAAGUGGGAUGUUAUAUCACAUUUGUAAUUGAGGUCUGAAGUAACAUUUCUGCAGCAAGUCCCAUUGUGCAUUGAAUGCUGCCGGUGGGUAAAUUGUGGGUGUUCUUUGCAUUUACUCUGAAAGGAGGCCCAUGGGUACCUUGUACAAGAAAUGUACAUUUUUUAUUAUGGUAUUAUUAGACUUAACCCGGGCUGUUGGGUAAUUUGUCAUAUAAUUUUGUAGAUAUUCAGAAGGUAAACUUCGACCCUACAAUUUACUCGCAGUGUGACACCUUUCAAAUCAGUCCAGGAAUAAAUGUGGCAAAGAAACCUGCAGACAUUUCAGCAGUGUCCAAAAUCUGGAAGGAUUAAAAAAAGCAAUCCUUAAAAUUUUGUUAACCAGCUAUUGACUUUGCAAUACCACUCACUGUUUAACAGCUCAUUAUGCGCCUUGGAUUUGUACAAUAUGUAAAUAAACGUUAGUUAUGCCACGUAGUCAGUCUGAUCGCUUCUUAUGCCUGGCAGAUUGUUUUGAUAAAUUCAUUGAACCGUGUGCUUGGCUACUUGAUCCUGGUGGGUCAGUUGAGAUUACUUUUUUUUAUAGUCUAACUUAUGUCUAUUGUUAUUAAGGUGUUAAUUCAGGAGCCAAGUCAGGGCAAUACAACAUGUUUAAAUAAUUAAAUGUUGGCAGAUCGAGACUUAAUACAGUCAACACUUCAAAGCUCGACAAGUGAGGAGACAUUCCAGUUUUACAGAUUGUUUGGUAUACUGCAAAUUAAACCAUUUAAAAGCUACAUUUAAUUGCUUGCAAUUAACAUGCAAGACAUUGAAUUGAGACUUAAUAUCCGCAAACUAUUUUUCAAUUUCAUAAUGUUGAAACGGCUUAAUCCAAGUCAAUAUCCCAAUGAAGCAGAAGGUGGCCGAGGUUCACUGGAUGCGAAAAUCCACGUAGAUUUAUUUUUGAUGGGCUCGAAGCAUUUAUUUCGUUUGCAACAUCAACUUAAAUUAGAAAACUAAGAGCCCGGUGUCCAAGGGAACAAAUCCAUGAAUUCUGUCCAAGUGGUAUGUUAUUUGGGAACUGCUUGUGUACAUGCUCACAAUUGCCUAAUGUGUAUUUAUUUAUUUUGGGGAACUUUCUAGCCUACCCUGAAUCUGGCUUACUCGUCUGGUUUUAAAAGGUUUUGCUUCACACCCAAUUGUUUGCUACCCCACCGAGAUUCAAAUAGCAAUUUAAUUUGACAUUUAAGGAAUUCUGGCACACCAUCAAUUCUAAUUUUGGGGGGGGGGGGUGAUUCAGCCUUUCAACCCCUCUGGGGACCACUUCGUGAGAAGUCAACAGUCUACCAGCAGGCUCGGCCUCGCCAUGGAAGUGUGGAAUUUCCAUCACUGGCGAAAAGGGAGGUGAGUGCCACCCUCUGCCUAUUUGAAGAGGGAGACACUGGUGUUUAGUACAGUGUGAAAACCCUUUCAAAUAUACCUGGGUGAAACAACCGAUACUUUUUAAAAUAUUAAACCCAUGUUACAUUGUAUGCAUUGUUUUUGAAAUAAAUGUUUGAGAAAUUGCUUA